AUGACAUCGAUAAAACCGUUCCAAUUGGAAGACCUCCUCGACGCGAACCCCAUCAACCUCGACCCCUUGACAGAAAACUUCAACGUAUCAUUCUACUCGCACUACUUGAUCAACCACCCCAACCUAUUCUACAAGUCAAUAGAAGCACCCGGGGGCCAAAUGAGCGGCUACAUGAUGGCCAAGACCGAAGGACAGAUGCAGAAGCUUGAAUACCACACCCACAUCACCGCCGUGACGAUCCAGGACCAAUACAGACGGAUAAACUUGGCGUCGAAGCUAUGUCUUGCCCUCGAGCAGAUCCGCGAGGUGCAAGCUUGCUUGUUUAUUGACUUGUUUGUCAAAGUGACUAAUUCGUUGGGGAGGAAGUUGUAUGAAAAGUUGGGGUAUGGCGUGUAUCGACGGGUGGUUGGGUACUAUGGUGGUGGGCGAGAGGUCCCGGAUCGGAAUUCGUUGGAUGACGAUAUUGAUGCGUUUGAUAUGCGCAAGCGUCUACCUUUGGAUAAAGACGGACGGACUGUGCGGGAAAUGGGGGAAAAGGUCUAUGUCUUGCCGAAUGAAGUUGUCUUUUGA
Lodderomyces beijingensis is the source of this 570-nucleotide messenger RNA. Lineage: Eukaryota; Fungi; Ascomycota; Pichiomycetes; Serinales; Debaryomycetaceae. The record is from the annotation of a GenBank genome assembly.